Messenger RNA from Podospora pseudocomata, 1020 nucleotides. It is a transcript of the gene GET1, whose product is annotated as GET complex subunit get1. NCBI's taxonomy places the organism in Eukaryota, Fungi, Ascomycota, Sordariomycetes, Sordariales, Podosporaceae. The transcript has 3 exons. Gene Ontology annotation, biological process: tail-anchored membrane protein insertion into ER membrane. Gene Ontology annotation, cellular component: GET complex. The record is from RefSeq and is a predicted model, not a curated record. Bases 122 to 736 code for a protein of 204 amino acids. Gene Ontology annotation, molecular function: protein-membrane adaptor activity.
CGUUGAUUUCUCUUCCCAAGGCUGACAGUCGAACCCCCCAACAAACAAAACAUACUACGGACAUGACCGCAACUUUAGACCGCUAGUUGUAAACCGACCAGCGCGCUCAUACUCCCCAAAGAUGUCAUCUCUACUACUCAUCAUAUUCGUCACCGAGCUGGUUGUCCAGCUGGUCAACACCCUCGGCGCAACCACCAUCAACGAUUCGCUAUGGAGGAUAUACCUUACCCUACCGACACCGCUCUCGUUAGAGUUUGCACAACAGCGCAAGAAGCAAAAAGAAUACCUCGCCGUUCGACAUGAGCUGAAGGCGACGAGCAGUCAAGACGAGUUUGCCAAGUGGGCGAAACUCAGGCGCCAGCAUGACAAGCUGUUGGAGGAUCUUGAGAAGAAGAAGGUUUCGCUCGAGGCAGCCCGCACCAAGUUCGAUCGAACCCUCACGACCACCCGCACGGUCUCGACCCGCGGCGUACAGUGGUUCCUCCCCUUCUGGUACAGCAAGGAGCCCAUGUUCUGGCUCCCCUACGGCUGGUUCCCCUACUACGUCGAAUGGUUCGCCUCUUUCCCCCGUGCGCCAAUGGGUAGCGUCAGCAUUGUGGUUUGGCAAUGGGCUUGCACCGCCGUGAUCGCUCUGAUGAUUGAGGCGGCCACAGCAGCUUUGGUGUAUGUUGCUGCGAAGCAUUCACAAAAGGUCAGGCAGCCUGUGCCAGCGCAGUCGGAAAAGAAAGAUUCAUGAAUGGGACAUGUAUGAUGUUGCGAAGGUCAGGAAGGCCAUGACAGGAUUACACAUAGGCAUGAAGCACAAACGAAAGUAGUAAUGGAUAGACAAUAAAAUGUCUCUCACAAUUUGACGCAGAUAAUCUUCAUGGCCGGAGCUGGAGUUCUGCAACACUACGUGAGAUGACUCUUGGCAGAGUACUUGGGCUCGAUCUAGGCUCCCUUUUGACUUCUGCGACCAUGGGGAAAAGAUUCGCAGAAGCUUCGAAAGUGCCAACUGGUAUUGAAAGUGGGGGAGGUCAG